UGCGGGUCUUUACUAGAUCAAUGACCCUCUCCGAAGGCGACCCUCUGAAGGAUUGACUACUGACGCACGUAAUAAAUAAUCUGGAAAUAUGGCAAAUUCUUUACCACGACAGAACUUUCAUGCCGACAGUGAAGCAGCAAUAAAUCGACAAAUCAAUUUAGACUUAUACUCCAGCUAUGUUUAUCAAUCUAUGGCCAUGUACUAUGAGCGGGAUGAUGUAGCCCUGUGUGGGUUCAGCAAGUUCUUCAAGCAGCAGUCGGACAUUGAGAAAGGGCAGGCAGAGAAACUGAUGGAAUACCAGAACAAGCGAGGGGGGCGCAUUGUGCUCCAGACUGUACAGAAACCUGAGAACGAUGAGUGGGGCAGUGGUUUGGAGGGCAUGCAGAUGGCUGUCUCCCUAGAGAAGAGUAUCAACCAGUCACUGUUGGAACUGUAUGGCGUGGCAGAAAAACAUGGAGAUGAACAUCUGGGUGACUUCAUUGAGGACCACUUCCUGGGGAAGCAAGUGGACACCUUGAAGGCGAUGUCAGACUAUGUUACCCAGUUGACCAAUGUCGGACCUGGUCUUGGGGAGUUCCAGUUUGACCAGAAACUUCAGGGCGCAGAAAUGUAGACUAGCUAGAUCCAUAUCCCUUGCCAAAAGGACACAAUGUAGUUAGCAGUGGACCAAAGACGUUCAAGAGUUCUAUGUCUAGGGAGUAGUAGCAAAAAUAAUGCUUUUGUUGUAGUUAAAAAUGUAUAUGAAAAUUGUUUCAAUGUUACAGUGUUAAUUAUAGCAACUAUGACUAAUUGACUAUUGUAUUCUUAGAGGACAAUCUCUAUAAACAAAUUAAUGUAAUUUUCUGAAAAAAGCUAAUAAGUAAAUGUAUUGUGGUAUGAAUAGGGAAUAUAUGUUGGUUUAUCUGUAGGGCUAUAUCUUUUACCUAGUCCAUAUGGUAUAUAAGACCUAAGGUUGGGUGCAAUGUAUCUUUACAAAAGCAACAAGAAGUGAUGAAAUCCCGUAUAUCAACCGACUAACAUAGAAUUUUAUACCUAAAAAGUAUUUUUUAAAAAGAUAAUAAUAAUUUUCUUUACAAAAGCAUUUUAAUUCGAUGACAAGCAUCCUAUUUCCUUUGUGUAGUAUUACGAAAGUAGAUUUGCACGUGUAGACCAUGCUUCUGCAUCUAUACCGAUUCACAAAACGUAGUGUGUAAUUCAGAAUUUUUCCAGUUUUCAUAUUCUGUGUUUUUAUCAUGCAAUAUGCAUAUACAUAUUGACAAAACAGGUAUGCAAUAGGUAUGAAUAUAAUGUUUCAGAGUUAAACCUGGAAUGCAGCUUACUUUUUCCAUAAUUUGUAUCCGAAUAUUUCUAACAUUUUUAAAGUAGUAAAAGAUCAUAAUAUUGUCCGUUCCCAAUUUCAAUGUUGUAACAUUGUGUAUAAGAUGUUUUAAGGUGUAAAAUUUGGUAAAUUUUGAAUGCCUGGUGACCUUGUACUUUUUUGGUAUCAUUUAAAAGGGUUUGAGGGGCAGGGGAAGAAAAUUUUAGUAUUAUACCGUUAAAAAUAAUGCAAACACGCUGUUUAGGCAUUAAAAUAUUGAACAAUUCAAGGGUUUCGUUAAAUGAAGUUUGGAAGAAUAUAACUCCCUAAAAAUGUGCCAAUACUUCAAAAAUAGGGUCUUUUGAAGUACAAAAACUUCCACUAUUUUUUGAGAAAAUUUCCAAAAGUGAAGGAUUGGAAGUUAAGAAUAUCUUGCCAAUGUUACUUUAUGGUCACAAUCGCAAGAAACCCUUAAAGUAAAACGAAUUCUUUAAAUACAAUUUUGUGAAGUUUGCAAGAUAUAGUCUUAAAUUAUUUAUAACAUUUAGUAUCUAGAUGGAUAAUAUUGAACAUUCUCAGAGUUUCAGUGGCACAAACUUCAAUAUUUCAGAGGAAAAACUCCCAAAUAUUGAUGUUUAGGAAGUUCAUACUUUCAGUUUCAAAUUCUGGAAGCCCUGACAAUUGUUCAAUUUACCGAUAUUUCUGAUUUCAGUUGAAAUACCAUAAAGAACGAAAAUUCAAAUGGCCAUCAGUUUGCUUUUUAUAUUUUUCUAGUCAUUUAUUUUACAUACAUGUAUAUGUAUUUAGCAAGCAAUAUUCUUUCAUUUAAUACCUAAAUCACAUGAGGUAGGGUUUUAGCUAAAAGAGGGGACAGGGUGCUGAGGGACGAAAGGGCACAUUGUAUCUGGAAGUGAAUAUUUAAAGCAUAAUGAAUUUUAUAGAAAAUAUUAGAAAUUUGAAGUAAUAUUACGUUUCAACUACCAAAUAUGUAAAGCAUGUUUGAAUUCAUAAUCAUAGUUGAAGUUUUAUUCAAAACAAAAGAAAAAAUUGAUUAUCUUAAGCAUUUAUUUUUUCGAAGGCAGAAGGGUGCACAGGCUGGUUUCAUGAAGGCAGAAGGGUGCACAUGCUGGUUUCAUGAAGGCAGAAGGGUGCACAUGCUGGUUUCAUGAAGGCAGAAGGGUGCACAGGCUGGUUUCAUGAAGGCAGAAGGGUGCACAGGCUGGUUUCAUGAAGACAGAAGGGUGCACAGGCUGGUUUCAUGAAGGCAGAAGGGUUCACAUGCCGGUUUCAUGAAGGCAGAAGGGUGCACAGGCUGGUUUCAUGAAGGCAGAAGGGUGCACAGGCUGGUUUCAUGAAGGCAGAAGGGUGCACAGGCUGGUUUCGUAAAGGCAGAAGGGUGCACAGGCUGGUUUCAUGAAGGCAGAAGGUUGAUUUUAAAAAGGACAGGGUUCAGCACCCUCCCAUAACCCUCUUGCUAACACCCUGCAUGAGUUUGUUUUAUUCACAUAUAUGUAAACUAAUUCAGUCUUUCUUCAUCCCAUUACUGUUUAUUAUAUGAAAAAAUAACUUAAAAAUAAGAUAUAGGGUAUGAAAUGACAAUAGGCAGGGUCUGAAAUGACUAUCCAAAGGGUACAAAAUAACCAAAAAUCGGACGGUACGAAAUGGUCAGGGUACAAAAUGACGAAGUUCCCUAGGUUACCAGGCAUCAAAUUUAACAUAAGUGUCAAUGUCUCAAUACCAUGAUACCUUCAAUAAUAUUUGCUUACAUGAGUGUAGUAUGUAUGUAGUGGCAAAGCAUUUAUUUAACUCACAUUGAAUAUAUGAAACUAUGAAUAAUUCAAUUGAUAUUCAUGUCAAAUGCAAAACUGGUGCUUAAAGAGUUACAUUUUGAAUGCAGAUAUUUUGAAAUAGUCUUAUUCAAAUUGAUUUUGAAAUAAUUAUAUAUAUUUUUUAAUUAAAUUGUAUAAAUUUUUAUUUGAUCUUAUAGAGUGUUUUGUUAUUUUUCUAUUCAAAUUGAUUUUGAAAUAAUUUACAUUUUUAGAAAUAUAAAUUGUAUAAAUUCAUGUAAGUUUUUGAUCUUAUCGCAUGUAUUGUUAUUUUUUUAUGGAUCUUCAAGCAGUGCAUCAGCUGCCAAACGCCCAUUGUUAAUCUGGCGCCAAUUUAUCGAAACAUUUUAAAUCUCCUAUAGCAGGAUUAAGCUCAUCUCACUAUUUUUGAUUUCAUAUAAUUUGCGCAAAAUUUACAUGCAUAACAGUUUUUGACUUCAAAAGGAAAAUAUUGCGAUUUACGAUACAUGUAAGUAUCACUUCUCCUAAAAGUCUCCUCACUUCACCCUAAUUUGACUGGAGGGAGAAGUCACGUCUCCCAAAAAUGUCAGCCUAAUGAGAGCCCUGAUUUGUAUGCUAAUCACGAUAAGCCAUUUCUUAUUAAGUCAAAAUUAGAUUAAUGAAAUAAGCUACUUAAGCUGGUUAUGCUUAAGACGUUUAGAGAAAUUGGGGCCCGAGUGUUUAGGACAUAAUUAUACAUGAACUAUUUGAUACUCACACUUUGUUAAUAUUUAGAUUUUUUGUUUUAGCAGGAAAUUAAUAAAUGUAAUAGUAUCACUGAUAUACUUCAGCAGCAUAUACUUUAUGUUUGUUAAUAAGUAAUAACAUGUAUGUUUAUAUAUUUUUUGUAGCUUAAUAAACUUUCUGAAUAGAAUUAAUGGAUUUGAGGAUAUACGUAUAAUGUACAUUGAUCUUGUUUUACAAGUAAUGGGUAAUCGAUAAUUCCAUUUUUUUACACUCUUGAGAUUUUGUUGUCUUGAAAUGAUGUUGAAUUGUUUGAAGUGUUACAUGAAAAUUUUAACAUUACAAUAACUGAGUUUGAAAAAAAUUUGUGUAACUAUAUUGUUACCAAUUUUUUAGCUACACUAACAUUCCAUCUUUUCAGGCCAAAACUUUACAAUGCAGUAAUUUCUAUCUGAUUGCUAGCGAUAAGGGUUGCUUUAUCUUUUGUAUCAAUACUGUUUAUUGUGAUAGCUAUUUACAUAUUGUCUUUCUGCACAUUGUCUUUCAAAAAUAUAGAAUCUCGAGUC
This is a messenger RNA of Mya arenaria, 4373 nucleotides long. Its product is annotated as soma ferritin-like. Gene Ontology annotation, biological process: iron ion transport; intracellular iron ion homeostasis. NCBI's taxonomy places the organism in Eukaryota, Metazoa, Mollusca, Bivalvia, Myida, Myidae. Gene Ontology annotation, molecular function: ferric iron binding; ferrous iron binding. Gene Ontology annotation, cellular component: cytoplasm. The transcript is spliced from 4 exons. Bases 89 to 613 code for a protein of 174 amino acids. The record is from RefSeq and is a predicted model, not a curated record.